AUGGAGAGCCUGCAGCUGUCCCAGGUCCUCGCCGACUUGAGCAAUCUCGGCGCAGCUGAACCUGCGGCCGCUGCCGCCAUUGUCAACGCCAACCUCCCCGUCAUCCAAACCGAACUCAUUAAAAACGACAGUCAUGCAUCUUCUCAGCAGCAGUCGAGGCCAUCGUCCGGCCUGAGGCGCGCAUGGUCAUCCGAGGCUGCUAUGCAACCCAAAUUCGACAAGAUGGGGCGCCGCAUUCUCAUCAGCUCCCCCAAAUCGGGAUCUGCCGCCAAUUCCACCCCCGGCACUCCUCAACCCUCUACUUACGAUGACGAUCUCGAGCGAGCUAAUACCCUCAUGGCUCUAUACGACAUCCGCGCCAAGCUCAAGCAGCAGGACAACAGCAGCCUCAUGCGAGCGCGCGAAAAGAUUAACGCUUUGGCUCAAAGGCAACAGGCCCAACAAUUCGCCGAGCUCAAUAUGAAAAAGGCCGAAGAGAUGCGACGAAACCGAUAUUCCUUCCCAAAAGUAUAA
This is a messenger RNA of Trichoderma breve, 513 nucleotides long. RefSeq lists its product as uncharacterized. The coding region runs from base 1 to 513 and encodes 170 amino acids. Lineage: Eukaryota; Fungi; Ascomycota; Sordariomycetes; Hypocreales; Hypocreaceae. The transcript has 3 exons. The record is from RefSeq and is a predicted model, not a curated record.